Molecule: messenger RNA, 1524 nt
Organism: Schistosoma rodhaini
Lineage: Eukaryota; Metazoa; Platyhelminthes; Trematoda; Strigeidida; Schistosomatidae
Source: the annotation of a GenBank genome assembly
AUGAAGAAACGACUUUGGUUCAAAAAGAAGGAGUUCACAGAUGAGUUAUUUGCGGAAGAUGAGGGCGAAUGCAAUCUGGCUAAUACCAGCAUACUGCGAGUGGAGCACGUUAGUUCAAAAACUAAGCGGCGCAAUCGAAAAAAGACACUAAAAAAACUUGAAAACAUCCAGUUCCUCAAUGUCUGCGAAAAAUAUUUAGCUUCAAAAUCCCAUGUGCUUCCUAAGGUCCUCCCAGAAAUUUUGCCUCAAUUCUGUAGCAAUCCUGAAAUAUUAAACUUCCUAAGUGCCUUUGUGAACAACUACAUUAAUGUAUUUGACGUCAAACAGCUAAGAAGAAAACUAUCGGAGUUCUAUGACCCUUCUGCAUACCUGACAUUCCAGAUAGCCCCUUACGUCUGUCAGUCUUCAUUGAAUGAAUGUUCUGACAAGAGUUACAGACCAAAGUAUCAGCCCCUUUGGGCCACCUAUGAACGUUUCGCUGUUAACAGUUUGCCUGGUGGGUUCCCUCUACCAUCAUGGGCCUGGUUCGCUGUUAAAGAGGAGUCCAUGCCUCGGAGAUUAAGAGGACCCAGCUUAUGUAAACAGGAUAGGAAACUCCUAAAGUCAUUGAAAGGAUAUCAAAUGGGACAUAUACAGAGAUUGGUAUCAGUUACACGCUCAGCUUCUAGCGCUUCCGACCGCUCAAUAACGAACAUUCCACCCCCACCGAUAGCGCGAAUGGAGUGUCGUGGAAGUGAUCAGGUUCUAGGUUUGCUUUGCCGUUUGCCCGAUCUUGUGCAUGUAAGAAGUGACAGGUACUCACAUUUGGAUGUAAUUUGGUCCGAAUUACCCUUGGUUUGCAUGCGAUACUCAUGUAUUGCAGCAGAAUCAGUGCCACAGGAUACACGCCCCAGCGACUUAGAAGGCAUUUCAGAUCAACUGCUAAACAUUGCUCCUUAUGGUAACUAUGCCAUCCGCUUGGUUUGUCGGAUGCUCAUAUUGCAUCAAAGUGGUAAAAUUCUUCAGGAAGAUUGGUGCGUUACUCCAUUGCCAAGUUCAUAUUUGCAGGAGUGUUCACUGAUUAUCACAGAGGCUGUGUCAAAUUUUAUGACUUCAAGAACACCGUCUACGCUAGCAUCAACUCUCAAACCAGGUGGUAUGCCAGACGACGCUGUUUGUUCAAAAUUAGUUGAAGAGCUGUCCACUGCAACUGGAAUGAAUAAAGCUUAUUCUUUACAAUGUUUAACUGAGUGCCGGUUUGAUUUAGAUUCUGCAUUACACUCAUUUCAAAAAAAUCCAACCGAUCACCAGAAGAAAGGAAGGGGUAGAAUAACUUGUGAAUACUACUAUCAAAUUUACUUACCAAAAGGCACAUGAAUUUACUUAUUCUUUCAAUUUAUUUUCUUAUCUAUUUGAAUGGAUAUAAUUUAAAGCAGUUUAAUAUAUUAUCUGAUGAACUAAUACAAUAUAUAAAUAAUUAUGUAAGUCAAUAGUUAUUAGUAUAGUAAUAUUCCAUUUCAAAUUGUGGUGUGGUCUACUUAUAUC